AUGCACGCAAAGCGUUCAAGCAUCUCUCUACUACUUCAACCUAUCAACAACGUCAAAUCGACAAUGACAGCACAAUCACUAGCACUGCAAAGGCUCAGCGUAGCUGUCGACAUGAGUGUCUUCCAGGAGAUACUCGAUCUGGACACGCCUUGCGAGCUCUUCAGCAAGGAAGUUGUCAGCGAGUUCUUGCUCAUGGCCCCAGAGCUCUUGGAUUCCAUGAACGAAAGCCUCUGUCGUGUCAAUCUAUCACAACUCAACACAAGUUCACAAUCAUUACGAUGUGCGGCAAUGGUGCUAGGCUUGACACGUAUCGAGAAGUCAUGUGCUCGUAUCGAGACAGUCCUAUCACUCGGCAUCGAUCUACAUUAUACCGGCUUCGGCCUCGGUCAGAUCUGUGAGAUCCUCAGUUACGCCGUGAGAGAUGCACAUUCGCAUUUCGAGUUGGCGAGGAUGGCACUGUCAUCGUUUUACGGCAUACCGUUGCCUUGUGAUGAUGUCUCCGACGCCAGUAUCGAGUUGUGA
Molecule: messenger RNA, 522 nt
Organism: Aureobasidium pullulans EXF-150
Lineage: Eukaryota; Fungi; Ascomycota; Dothideomycetes; Dothideales; Saccotheciaceae
Exons: 2
Coding region: 1-522 (173 amino acids)
Biological process (GO): phosphorelay signal transduction system
Source: RefSeq, a predicted model, not a curated record